GAUCAGUCAGUCAGUCAGUCAGCGAGUGAGUGAGUUAGUUGGCAGAGUGCAAUUCUCAUUUGUCUAUUUAGUUUUGAUAAUAAUAUUCAUUUUAAUCAAAUCAAAGCAUAAUAUUAUAAUAGAAGAAGAAGAAAAAGAAUAGCAUUUUGAAAUAAAUAAAUAAUACAAGCUAGUGUCAGUCGAUUUUGUUAAUAUGGUUUUUACGGCAAUAACAUAUUUGGCACUUGCCGGAGUUGGAUGGAUUUUUUUGCGAUUGAUUCAAGCUUGUUUUUGGCUACCAAAACAAUUGAAAAAACAAAAUGACAUUCAACAGAUGCUCCAAGACAAGGUUGAUAGUUAUGAAAAGUAUAUAUUGGAAUGUGAAAAAAAAGAAAAAGAAGCUGCUGAACAAGUCACUUUACCAAAUGAUAAUGAUGAUGAUGAUAAUGAUGAAAAUGUCGUUGUAGAAAAUCAAGAUAAUCAAGCAAUUCCAAUUGAUGAAAAAAAAUGGAAAGAACGUCGUGAAUGUCUUGAAAUGUUAAAAAAAGAAUUAAAAAGAGUCAAAGAGGGUGGUGAUAUGUAUGACUGGGAUUGCUUACUUGAAGAUAAUGAAAAAGACGAAGAUGAAGAUGAUGCUGAUGUCAAUGAUGAUGAUGAUAAAAAAAAUAAAAAUAAACCUUUGGGUAAAGAGUUACUAAAUGAUGAUGCCAUUCAAACAGAUGAUAAAGAUAAAAAAUAUCAAUAAAUUAAUUUUUGUUUUUUUUUUAAAUUUUUGCUUAAACAAAUAAAUAAAUAUACUUAUUGAAUGAAUAAAAAUUAUUAUUUAAAUUGCCGAAAAUGCUCUUCAAGCAUACGAUCCGUCCAUUAUCAUAAUAAAUGUAUUUUAUUUUUUUUUUCUUUAUCGAGUGCUUUGCUUUAAUAGAAAAUGAAAUAUAUAUAAAUAAUAAUUGUAUUUUUUUAAUUGUCCAAGAGUGGAGUGAAAAAAUAAAAAAAUAUUAAAAUUUAAAAUUAA
Aphidius gifuensis is the source of this 991-nucleotide messenger RNA. Its product is annotated as probable ATP-dependent RNA helicase ddx56. The record is from RefSeq and is a predicted model, not a curated record. NCBI's taxonomy places the organism in Eukaryota, Metazoa, Arthropoda, Insecta, Hymenoptera, Braconidae. The transcript is spliced from 3 exons. The coding region runs from base 194 to 724 and encodes 176 amino acids.